Molecule: messenger RNA, 579 nt
Organism: Limulus polyphemus (Atlantic horseshoe crab)
Lineage: Eukaryota; Metazoa; Arthropoda; Merostomata; Xiphosura; Limulidae
Product: rho GTPase-activating protein 7-like
Exons: 1
Biological process (GO): regulation of Rho protein signal transduction; signal transduction; actin cytoskeleton organization
Molecular function (GO): GTPase activator activity
Source: RefSeq, a predicted model, not a curated record
AUGAAACUUUCUCUUCUCAAAUUGACAACAUUUAUGGAAAAACAUUCACCAUCUAGCAAAACUGGUUGGAGUUGGAGGGUUCCCAACUUUAUUCGACGAAUACGGAGUCCGGAUUACAAGGACAAAGCUGUAUUCGGAGUGCCUCUCUUACUUAACCUACAACGAACUGGACAGGCUCUUCCAACCUGUAUUCAGGCCUCUUUUUCUUAUUUACGGAAAACGUCUUUAGACUCAGUGGGAAUCUUUCGUAAGUCAGGAGUUCGAUCCCGCAUCCAGAAACUCCGAAACUUAAACGAGUCCAAUCCAUAUAAUAACACCUACGAAGACCAACAAGCCUACGAUGUUGCUGAUAUGCUAAAACAGUAUUUUCGUGACCUACCUGAGGCACUGCUCACUAAUAAAUGGUCGGAAACAUUUAUCAGUAUUUUUCUUUAUAUUCCUCAUAUGGACAGACUUGAUGCUCUUCAUGCAGCGAUAAUGCUGAUGCCUGAUGAAAAUCGAGAAGUCCUUCAAAGUCUAAUCGCUUUCUUGCAAGAAGUCUGUAAAAAUGCAGAUGAAAAUCAGAUGACGGCUACCAAC